AUGACCACCUACGAUAUCAAGGGCAAAUAUGCCAUCGUCACUGGUGCUGGAUCCGGCAUCUGCCUGGCCUUUGCGGAGCAGCUUCUUGAAGGAGGCUGCUCGGUCAUGAUAGCCGACGUGAAACUUCGGCCCGAAGCCGAGGCUCUUGUAACCAAGUACGCCUCCAAAGACGCCACCACACUUUCGGUCGAUUUUCACAAAACGGAUAUCAGUGACUGGGGACAGAUCGCCUCUCUGUGGGAGAAGACUCUCGAAACGUUUGGACGUAUUGAUAUUGUGGUCAACGGUGCUGGCGUCUACGAGCCACCCUCUAGCACGUUCUGGAACGCGCCUGGCAUCUCGCCUCUAGCUGAGGAUAAGGUAGACGCCUCACCAGGCGUCUAUCAUACAUUCUCAGUAAAUGCCAUAGGACCUAUCCGCCUCGCCCAGAUUGCCAUUGAUUACUGGCUGGAGAACCGAUAUGUUGAGGGUAACUUGCUCUGGAUUGCCAGUCUUGGAGCCUAUGUCCAUUCGCUCCAAACGCCCCUAUACUUUUCUAGCAAAGCAGCUAUUGUGAGCUUUGUUCGAUCUCUAGGCCAGCUACGAAAGCGGCUGGGUAUUAGGAAUGCGGCUGUUUGCCCUGGUGCUGUUUACACACCAAUCUUCCACCCGGAAUACUGCCGCGAUAGGGUGCACCCUGAUGACCUGACUCUCACGCCUGAGCAGUGCGCCUCGGUUAUGAUGCGUGUCCUAAAGGAGCCGCAAUAUGGUGAUGGCAACAUUAUUGAGACAUUGCUUAUCGGAAGCAAGGACAACUCGUCUGUUAAUGUUCGCGAAGUGCCCUUAGAGUCACUGUAUCCUACUGUAGGCCCAGUUGGGCAGGAUAACCACUUACUCGAGGAGGAGGAGAAGUUGACUAAGCGACUCCAGGAGAAGGGAAUGCGGCAGUAAACUUUGCUGAAGGCGAAAAGACAUAGCUAUUAAGGAAAGCUAGAAUUGACCCUUCCAUCUUAAUCACACGUGGAAGCCACUGGGUUUUUCCUUGUU
This is a messenger RNA of Ilyonectria robusta, 1026 nucleotides long. RefSeq lists its product as uncharacterized. The transcript is spliced from 3 exons. The coding region runs from base 1 to 930 and encodes 309 amino acids. Gene Ontology annotation, molecular function: oxidoreductase activity, acting on the CH-OH group of donors, NAD or NADP as acceptor. Lineage: Eukaryota; Fungi; Ascomycota; Sordariomycetes; Hypocreales; Nectriaceae. The record is from RefSeq and is a predicted model, not a curated record. Gene Ontology annotation, cellular component: cytoplasm.